Messenger RNA from Pseudopipra pipra, 3986 nucleotides. It is a transcript of the gene AP3D1, whose product is annotated as adaptor related protein complex 3 subunit delta 1. The record is from RefSeq and is a predicted model, not a curated record. Gene Ontology annotation, biological process: Golgi to vacuole transport; anterograde synaptic vesicle transport; synaptic vesicle membrane organization. The coding region runs from base 133 to 3795 and encodes 1220 amino acids. The transcript is spliced from 32 exons. NCBI's taxonomy places the organism in Eukaryota, Metazoa, Chordata, Aves, Passeriformes, Pipridae. Gene Ontology annotation, cellular component: AP-3 adaptor complex; terminal bouton; presynaptic endosome.
CCCCCGGCAUGUGAGCGUCCGGCACGGCUGCUCGCACCCGGCUCCGAGCGGCAGCAGCACCGCGGCGGCCCCCCCACCCCCCACCCCGGCCGGGCCCGGCCCCCUCAGCCCGGCGCAGGCCCCGCCGCCGCCAUGGCGCUGAAGAUGGUGAAGGGCAGCAUCGACCGCAUGUUUGACAAGAACCUGCAGGACCUGGUGCGCGGUAUCCGCAACCACAAGGAGGACGAGGCCAAAUACAUCUCGCAGUGCAUCGAUGAGAUCAAGCAGGAGCUGAAGCAGGACAACAUCGCAGUGAAGGCCAACGCUGUCUGCAAACUGACCUAUUUACAGAUGCUGGGCUAUGACAUCAGCUGGGCUGCUUUCAACAUCAUUGAAGUCAUGAGUGCAUCCAAGUUUACAUUCAAGCGCAUUGGUUACCUGGCUGCCUCCCAGUGCUUCCAUGAAGGGACCGAUGUCAUCAUGUUGACAACCAAUCAGAUCCGAAAGGAUCUGAGUAGCCCUAACCAGUAUGAUACUGGAGUUGCACUGACUGGCUUGUCCUGUUUUGUUACUCCAGAUCUUGCCAGGGACUUGGCAAAUGACAUCAUGACUCUGAUGUCUCACACCAAGCCUUACAUCAGGAAGAAGGCAGUGCUGAUCAUGUACAAGGUGUUCCUCAAGUACCCUGAGUCCCUCCGGCCUGCAUUCCCUCGCCUUAAGGAGAAACUUGAAGAUCCGGAUCCCGGUGUGCAGUCUGCUGCAGUAAAUGUGAUUUGUGAGCUGGCUCGACGCAAUCCCAAAAACUACCUGUCCCUCGCUCCACUCUUUUUCAAGUUGAUGACUUCGUCAACCAAUAAUUGGGUUCUCAUUAAGAUUAUAAAACUGUUUGGUGCUCUUACUCCAUUAGAACCAAGGCUGGGCAAGAAGCUGAUUGAGCCCCUGACCAACCUCAUCCACAGCACAUCAGCCAUGUCUCUCUUGUAUGAAUGUGUGAACACAGUAAUAGCAGUGCUGAUCUCUCUGUCCUCGGGGAUGCCCAACCACAGUGCCAGCAUCCAGCUGUGUGUUCAGAAGUUGAGGAUAUUGAUAGAAGACUCUGACCAGAACUUGAAGUACCUGGGACUGUUGGCAAUGUCCAAAAUCCUGAAAACACACCCCAAGUCGGUUCAGUCCCACAAGGAUCUCAUUCUGCAGUGUUUGGAUGACAAAGAUGAGUCCAUCAGGCUCAGAGCUUUAGAUCUCCUCUAUGGCAUGGUAUCGAAGAAGAACUUGAUGGAGAUCGUGAAGAAGCUGAUGAUCCACGUGGACAAAGCCGAAGGGACGACGUACCGGGAUGAGCUGCUGACCAAGAUCAUCGACAUCUGCAGCCAGUCCAACUACCAGUACAUCACCAACUUCGAGUGGUACAUCAGCAUCCUGGUGGAGCUGACCCGCCUGGAGGGCACGAGGCACGGGCACCUCAUCGCGGCGCAGAUGCUGGACGUGGCCAUCAGGGUGAAGGCCAUCCGCAAGUUCGCGGUGUCCCAGAUGGCCAUGCUGCUGGACAACGCCCACCUGCUGGCCAGCAACACCCAGCGCAACGGCAUCUGCGAGGUGCUCUACGCGGCCGCCUGGAUCUGCGGGGAGUUCUCCGAACACCUCGAGGAAGCCAACCAGACCUUGGAAGCAAUGCUGAGGCCCAAAGUGACAACUCUGCCCGGCCACAUCCAGGCAGUGUAUGUGCAGAACAUGGUGAAGCUCUAUGCAUCCAUCCUGCAGCAGAAGGAGCAGGCUGGGGACAAGGAAGCAGCUCAGGAAAUCACCCAGCUGAUGAUUGAGCGCCUGCCUCAGUUUGUCCAGAGUGCAGACCUGGAGGUGCAGGAGAGGGCUUCUUGCAUCUUGCAGCUGAUAAAAUACAUUCAGAAGCUACAAGCAAAAGAAGUUCCUGUAGCUGAGGAGGUGAUAGCCCUGUUUGCUGGUGAGCUGAACCCUGUGGCUCCUAAAGCACAGAAGAAAGUACCUGUUCCAGAGGGCCUGGACCUCGAUGCCUGGAUCAAUGAACCUCCCUCAGACAGCGAGUCUGAGGAUGAAAAGCCCAAAACAAUCUUUCAUGAAGAGGAACAAAGGCAUUCCAGACACAGACAGCCAGAGAUAGACGAAGAGGAACUGGCCAGACGUCGGGAAGCCCGGAAACAAGAACAGGCAAACAACCCAUUUUAUAUUAAAAGCUCUCCUUCCCCACAGAAGCGAUACCAAGACACUCCAGGGGUGGAGCAUAUUCCUGUGGUGCAGAUCGACCUUUCUGUCCCAUUAAAAGUUCCAGGAAUGCCCAUGUCUGACCAGUACGUGAAACUGGAAGAGGAGAGGAGACACAAACAGAAACUGGAGAAAGACAAGAAGAAGAAAAAGCAGAAGAAGGAGAAGAGAGGGAAGCACCACCGGCACAACUCCCUGCACACGGAGAGCGAGGAGGACAUCGCGCCCGCCCACCACGUGGACAUCAUCACCGAGGAGAUGCCCGAGAAUGCUCUGCCCAGUGAUGAAGAUGACAAGGAUCCCAACGAUCCCUAUAAAGCACUUGAUAUAGAUCUGGAUAAACCCUUAGCAGACAGUGAGAAGCUGCCAGUGCAGAGACACAGAAAUGUCGAGACCCUGAAGUCACCGGACUCCGAAGCUGCCCUGGUAGAGAAGAAGAGCAAGAAACCCAAAAAGAAGGAAAAGAAACACAAAGAAAAAGAGAGAGACAAAGGAAAGAAGAAAGAGAAGGAGAAAAAGGUGGUAGAGGAGGAGGAAGAAGAAGAAGAAAAAAAGGGGGAAGACUUGGAUUUCUGGCUCUCCACUGCUCCAGCACCUGCUCCUGCACCCCAGGCACAGAGCGAGCCUGCACUGGGAGCUGCUGUGGUGGCUGAACCUCAGGAGGUCAAAAAGGAAGAAAGGGAAGAGCGGGAUGAGGAGGAGGAGGAGGAUGAAGGAAAGAAAUCCUCCAAGCAUAAGAAGAAAAAGCACAAGAAAGAGAAAGAGGAGAAAUCCAAGGAUAAAAAGAAAUCGAAAAAGAAGAGUCACCACAGCGAGGAGGAGCCCCCGGAGUCGGUGCAGAACGGAACACUAGAGGAUGAGCCACUGCCACCCAUGUCCAGUUACCGCCUUCUUGCUGAAAAUCCAUUCAUUAAAAUGACCUAUGACAUCCAAGGAAACCUCCAGAACGACAGUCAAGUGACUGUGUCUGUCAUCUUUGAGAACAAAAGCACUAGCUUCCUUAAGAGCAUGGAACUAAAUGUCCUGGACUCUCUCAACACUAAAAUGCUCCGACCAGAAGGAUCCUCAGUCCACGAUGGGAUUCCUGUGCCCUUCCAGCUCCCCCCUGGAAUCUCUAAUGAAGCCCAGUUUGUGUUUACCCUUCAGAGUAUUAUUAUGGCUCAGAAGUUAAAAGGAACACUGUCCUUUAUAGUCAAAAAUGAUGAAGGUUCAACCCAUGAAAAACUAGAUUUCAAAUUGCACUUCAGUUGUGCUUCAUACUUGAUCACCACGCCUUGCUAUAGUGAUGCUUUUGCCAAGCUCCUGGAGUCUGGAGAUCUGCACAUGAGUUCUAUUAAAGUAGAUGGAAUUAGCAUUUCUUUCCAGCAUCUACUGGCAAAGAUCUGUUUUCAUCAUCAUUUUUCAGUUGUGGAACGUGUUGAUUCCUGUGCAUCCAUGUACAGCCGUUCUAUCCAGGGCCAUCACGUCUGCCUACUGGUAAAAAAGGGAGAGAACUCAGUAUCCAUAGAUGGGAAAUGCAACGAUUCCACCCUGCUUAGCAACUUGUUGGACGAGAUGAAAGAGACAUUGUCCAAGUGCUGAAUCUUCCCUCUCCCAUAUUCCAAGGAAAGGACACAGCCUUUGUGUAAAGCUGGGCAGACCCAAGUGUUAAGUUGCUCCCUCGUACGCAUGUACUACCCUGAGGCACGUGCUUUCCCUUCCCUCCACCUUCCCUUGCAGUUUAGACAUUUUCAGGCUGUAUGUUACCUUUUUAUUUCACAACUUUUUACAAA